AUGCAGAAUUUAUGACAGAGCUGUGGUAUUGGAUUGCAAUAGAUUGCACAGGUGUACCUAAUGAAGUGGGCAUUUGAAAAACAUAUAUUUUUUAGAAAAUGUAAACACAAAGACAUAAUCAGUUAAUUUAAACCCUAUAGAAAGUUAUUAUACAGAUGGCAGUUAUUGCACAAAAGGUUGGAAAGGCACAAAAAGGUUGCAUAUAGAAUCACUGGUCUGCAAUAUUGUCCAGAGGUUUGACUGCCCUUUUUGUGUGUGUGUUAUUUAUUUUGUAGUCUUAUGGCCUGAGAGGAAAAACUGUUCCUCAGUCUGCUGGUGUGUGUUUUGAGACUCCUGUACCUCCUCCCUGAGGGCAACAGGGAGAACAGGCCAUUGUGUGGAACUGAUGGGUCCUUAAUGACCCUCAGGGACUUCCUGAGGUACCGCUAGGUCCUGCAAAAUGCCCCCCUUUAGCACAUAAAACAUACAUAUAGACAUACAUGCAACUGGAUUUACAAGGAAUUCAAUUUGAAUGAAUGUUAAAUUGUCCAGUUCUUUGUCUUCCAACAAUUGUGAGUUUAUGUGUAAAAAUGGCUAAAAUGCUGUGUUUCCAUCCACAUAGAAAACUAUAUAGGAACCAAAAUCAUUUCUGUAUAUUAAAUCUUAAGUCUAAUUUUUAGGAACCAAACACAAAUCAAAUCAAAUCAUAACUGUUUUUGGAAGUUUUGCCUUUAGUUGGCCCUAAAGAACUCAUUGGUUGCUUUUGGAUGUACAGUACCAGUCAAAUGUUUGUACACACCUUCUCAUUCUGGGAUGGUGUGUUCAAACUUUUGACUGAUACUGUAUGUUAAGAAUAAUUUCUCUGUUUACAGACUAAAUAUUGUCCAAUGAGCUAUGAUGCAUUCUUAGUCCAUUAUGUUUUUGUGUACUUCUGGUGCCCCUGUACAUCAGCGACAUCACCAGUUAACACUGUUUGUUGCAGUUCUUUCAACAGUAGUCCUUGACACAUCCACACAAUUUUCUUCAUGUCUUUUCUUUAUCAUUCCAACUAUUCUUCUGUUAUCCACUAUAGUGGUCUUCUGUGGUCCACCGUUUUGCAAAAGCUCACCAGUGCAUUUUAUCUUCUCAACAGUGUAUGAAACAGUUGAUUGUACAGUUAAGACUGUACAUUUUGGCUGUGUCUUUGAUUGAUUUAUUUUGACAGUUCAGCCUCAUGAUGGCCUGUUUUAUUGGCACUGACAGUUAUUUGGUCAUCUUGUUAGGAAACAACAGUCUCCAAGUGUAAAUGUAACAAUCAGAAUGAACUCGAGACCUUUUCGCUAAGCUUCACCCAAAAUGGAUGUGAACAGCAUCAAAUUUACUCUCAUUGUCCUUUUUUCAGAGGUCCAACCUCUAGAGGGCACCAGAUGCACUGUCUCUGUUACGACUGACGUGCUCGAAGAAGACCGGUUGUGACGUCAACACGUUUGAGCAUGCCUACUACGCUCGAACAUAAACAAAGGCAGGACGGAGCGGUGCAUUAAACUGUACUCUCUUGCCAUUUUAUAUGCUAACAUUACCGAAAAGAUUGGACAGCGACUCGUUUCUGGAGCCAUGGAGAACGCAUUAUUGAUUCGAGUGAGCGUGUUUACCGACCAAGGAGGCAGGAAAUACAUGGAAGAUGUGACCGAGGUCAUAGUUGAGCCCGAGCCGGGAGAAGAUGAGCCGACGACGGGGGAGCCAGGAGAGAGCAGCGGGGGGGAGUGUACGGUCAACUCGGACCGGGCUGGUGAACCCACGAGGUCUCCGCGGGUUUUAGAUGCGUCCUGUGAACCUGUGCGAACGGAGGACCACUUUUCAUCAGAAGAAACGUCUUUACCGGGAGGUCAGAGCCCGCCGCGAGCUCCAUCGAGCGCCGCGAGCCAUUCCCGCCGUUCCGUGGCUUUCUUCGCAGUGUUUGACGGUCACGGGGGUCGCGAGGCUGCGCAGUUUGCACGAGAGUAUUUGUGGGAGUUCGUGAAGAAGCAGCGGGGGUUCUGGUCGGACUGUGACCGGGAGGUCUGCUCUGCUAUACGCAAAGGAUUUGUAGCCUGCCAUCACGCUAUGUGGAAGAAGCUACCUGAAUGGCCAAAGACACUUACAGGUCUGCCUAGCACAUCGGGCACCACAGCCAGUGUAGUGGUCAUCCGAGGAAACCGCAUGUAUGUUGCCCAUGUUGGGGACUCAGCAGUGGUUCUAGGGGUUCAGGAUGACCCCACAAUCCCCUUCAUCAGAGCUGUGGAAGUCACACAAGACCACAAACCUGAACUACCCAGAGAGAGGGAGCGUAUUGAAGGUCUGGGAGGGAGUGUGAUCAAGAAGUCUGGAGUUAACCGGGUCGUUUGGAAAAGGCCAAGACUGAGCCACAAUGGACCUGUCCGUAGGAGCACUGUCAUCGACCAGAUACCAUUCUUGGCAGUAGCCCGAGCUCUGGGUGACCUAUGGAGCUAUGACUUCUACAGUGGGGAGUUUGUGGUGUCUCCAGAACCAGACACCAGCGUGGUGACCCUUGACCCCAGAAAACACCGCUACAUCAUCCUGGGCAGUGAUGGUCUGUGGAACAUGGUGCCACCUCAAGAGGCCAUCUCCAUGUGUCAGAACAACGAUGAGGCAAUGGCACCAUGUGGGGUGUCGAGUGCCCGGCAGCUGGUCAGCCAUGCUCUGCUGAGGUGGCGCCAGCGGAUGUUGCGUGCUGACAACACCAGCGCCAUCGUGAUCGCCCUACAGGAGCCUGGGACCCCCCAGGACACCCUGCACCAUGAGGAGGUGCUGCUUGACUUAGCCAAGGUGUCCCAGUGUCCUCCCACGUCCGAAUCCCGCGCUGACACUCCUCUCCUACAGCGGCCUCCAGAGGAAGACUCUCCCUCGGCCGUUUGUGACCUCCUUCCUACCCUUGAGCGACGGGACGGACUAUCAGGCAGCAACAGCCUGUACCACAUGAAUCUGUCUGACCCGUUUGCUCUGACUCCACUGUGUCCAAAUGGUAGCGCUGAAAUGGCCAGUCAGUCAAGUCCGACCGAUAGGACAGUUGGCAGCAGGACACCCAACAGCAAAAGAACUAUUGAUGCAUCAUCAUCACCAUCAUCAGGCCAGUCGGCUAAGAAAGCCCGGCGCAGGACUGCAGACAGGCCUCCGCUGGUCCAACACAACGCAGAGAAGAAACAGAAGGAGUCUACCAACGUCUCCCCAAUUCUACAGCAGCAUAACAAGACCACAGUGUGUGUGUGCUGAAACACACACACACACACACACACACACACACACACACAAAUGAACACAUCAACAUGUUGCCUCCCAUUGUCAACCAUGUCUCUAGUGGCGUUUCUGUGGGUGUCUGUCGUCUGUUCCUUAUGUUACUUUACAAUACUCCUGCACAUUCUCACAGCGCACAGCCAGCCUCGCACCAGAGGUUGUGGAAAGUCUUCUUACACAGUACCAGUACACUUCUCAUUUCAAAACUUUUUCGGGGGGACAUCUUUGUGUCUAUGUUUCAAAAUUCCAUCCUGAAACACUGAUUUAAUCUUGGUCUUACUUCACCUCUUUCUGGUAACAGUUGUAAAAAAAUGAAUAAUGACUAAUGAUGCUGAUGUAAAUAUUAUGCAUUUUAUAGUUGAGUACUUAGAAGUAAGUGAAGCUGUUCAUUUAAAACAAAUAUAUAUUUUUUAUACAGUCUUUUAUUGUACGAUGAUAAAACAUGAAAUUUCCUUUUUAGAUGAGCUCCAUCACAGCUUUCAUCUCUGGACCCUCCUCACUCUGUCCACAUAGCUUUGCAUGUACACUCUUAUUCUUCAUCGUAUUUAAUCACUGGAGAUUUGUCUUGAAUAUAAACUGAAGGUGCUGCUACAUCACAAAUCAGUAAGCUACUACAUCGUGUAUAUUGAUGUAUAGGGAUGUCAAUGAUUAAUCGAUUAUCGAUUAAUUGCCGUUAAUAAUUUAACCGAUAAAAAUAUAUAUAUAUAUAUUGACCAACAAUACAGAAGACGAGGGACGUGCUGCGUAACUGUCAGAAACCAUACUGUAGAUUUGCUGGAGUAUGCGGCUGCACCACUAGGUGUAUGCCUUAAUAAUAUGGUUGGGUUACAGGUGUGUUUGGUGACCAUGGACUGAUAAAGUUAUAAAGUUGGAGUGACAGUAUCUGUCGCAGCUGUUUCCAGCAGCCAGACUAAUGUUAUCUACAGUGAACAACACACAUCACUCCAUCAUGUAGAGCAGGUCAGCAGAUUAUUUGAUAUAAAACCAGUCAGACCAAAGUCUGUCUUGGGGUAACCUGUUUAACAUUUAUACGAUAGUUACUGGUUAUUUACUAUUGAAGGUUAAAUGUUAAUAAUUGUUAGAUAUGUCCAACACAUCUAGUCUGAUUUAGUUAUGUCCUAAUGAAGCUGGAAGUUGUGCAACUGUUUGCUGUGUUUAAUAUUUUGGAUUUUGUCAGGCCAGUUGUGGAAUAGACAGCGACAGACCAGAGUGGAGCUCUGUCAUUUUAAAUUAAGUUAUUUUGUGUUAUUUAAUUUAUCAUUCAAGUAACUUGGUGUUUACUUUAUCUGUUCUUUGAACUAAUUACUAAUGUAGCCUACUCUGAUUCUGUGUCAAACAUAAGCCAUGUCAGUGGUUAACAUGAUUUUAUAAUGGAAAAACAUCCAGCGUAUUUCAUAAAUUCUUAAUGAUUAACCGAUAAUCGAUUUUUAACACAGCCGACCCUCGAUUAAGGAAACUGCUUGAAAUUUGCAUCCCUAAUAUGUAAUAAGUGAUGGUAGCAUUUUUUUCCUUUGAGAGUACACAUUUGACAUAAUGCAUCUGCCCCUGUGAAGUUUAAAAUGAUGGAAGGUGUUAAGUUUCAAUUGCAUGAUGCAUCAUAAGGCAUAAAUCCUCUCCCUCAAUCACCUUACAUUCUUGUAAAAGUUUUUAUGUGUUUUUGCUUCCCAUGAGCCAGCUCCACUCAUUCAUACAUCAGGUAGUGAUCUUCUAUGUUUCCAAGAAUGCCUUUCAACAGCCUCCUGCUGUGCUAUUGCAGAGGUUUGGUAUGUUUGUCUCAACAAAGAUGGAUUUCUCCCUCUGCAUUUUCUGGAUGUCCGGUGGCUCUGAAACAAAGACUUCCCUCGGUAAUGAGGGACCGACACAAAACCUGAUGUUUACAAUUAAUGUGUGUGAUUUUAUUUUUGUGCAGCCAGACUUCCAUUGUGGCUGCGCUGGAUAUAUCAGUGAUGUCAUUUUAUCUGUGUUUGACCAUAAGCUAUUAGAUUAAGAAGAACACUCCACCACAAGUAUGUUGGUCCCUCCAGACAGAGGACUGUCUUGUAUCACCAGUCCAUCCUGCCACCUUGUUUUAUCUUGUUUGUUCUGUUUUGUUGAGGCUGAUUGAAGAGGUUUCUUAGGCAUUUUCCUUAUACAAGCCAUUGUCCCUCCAUGCUGCAGCUGCAGUUUUACAUUACUGAUGUAUGCACAAGGCUCAUUUGUGAGUAAAUACACUCUGCAUGGACUUUCUGAGAAAAUAUUUUUGCACUACUACGGUGACUUUAAUUGUCUUUGAGAUGGGGGUCCCCCCACCAACUUAAAAUGGUGCAGCUAGGAAUGAUUACAUGAUUGGAGUCUAAAAUGAAGACACAACAAAAAGAUGUUUUAUGUCAAGUAAUCACAAAUCCUUUUAACUUUAUAGGUAGAAUGGAAUCCUCAUUAAGUUGAGGACAGUUUGCAGAACAUGGCCGUUCCCUCUUUUGCCUCUGGUGGUUUCCAAACAUGACAGACAAGAGUAUGAUUCAGAUGAUACAUAUUCUCUGCAAGAGAAAAAUGACCGAUGUUUCAAUCUUUGUAAAAUAUUGUUAAAUGAUGUAUUUUUAAUGGAGUAAAGUGCAAUUUCUAACAGGAAUUUGUAGCAAGGAUUGGUUGAAAAACAUAUUGUACAAUGUUGUAGGAAUGAUCAUGUUCAUGUUUGACUCUGCGAAUACAGUCUGUUACUUGGCUUGAGAUCCCUGUAUGAUUUUUAUAUACUAUUUUUGAGAAUUCUCAUGAAUCUUAGUCUACUCAUUUACCCUGUUGAAUAAUGACCUGAUCCCUGAUGCAGAUGCAUGUGUAUAGUGUAAAUGUAAAAAAAAAAAAAAACACUUAUCUGGAAAUGAACAUAUUUAAAUAAAAAUGUCUCUGAAGUAA
Molecule: messenger RNA, 6138 nt
Organism: Thunnus maccoyii (southern bluefin tuna)
Lineage: Eukaryota; Metazoa; Chordata; Actinopteri; Scombriformes; Scombridae
Gene: ppm1da
Product: protein phosphatase, Mg2+/Mn2+ dependent, 1Da
Exons: 6
Coding region: 1573-3228 (551 amino acids)
Biological process (GO): protein dephosphorylation
Cellular component (GO): nucleus; cytosol
Molecular function (GO): protein serine/threonine phosphatase activity; cation binding; mitogen-activated protein kinase binding
Source: RefSeq, a predicted model, not a curated record